Messenger RNA from Ahaetulla prasina, 3324 nucleotides. RefSeq names its product klotho beta (gene KLB). Gene Ontology annotation, biological process: fibroblast growth factor receptor signaling pathway; carbohydrate metabolic process. Lineage: Eukaryota; Metazoa; Chordata; Lepidosauria; Squamata; Colubridae. The coding region runs from base 1 to 3057 and encodes 1018 amino acids. The record is from RefSeq and is a predicted model, not a curated record. The transcript has 5 exons. Gene Ontology annotation, molecular function: fibroblast growth factor binding; hydrolase activity, hydrolyzing O-glycosyl compounds; fibroblast growth factor receptor binding.
AUGGCUGGCAGGCAUCUGAAGGGUCCCGUGGGUUUAUGGGCUUUAGUUUUCAUACAGUCCGUUUCCGGAUCUCAUAGGGAGGGAAUUUCUGUGUGGGAAAAGGAUCCCCACUUAAGUCCUGUGAACGAAACUCGGCUGUUUCUGCAUGACACGUUCCCUCUCAAUUUCCUCUGGGGAGUGGGAACCAGUGCAUUCCAGGUGGAGGGGAGCCAGCAGAAGGAUGGGAGAGGUCCUUCAAUAUGGGACCACUUCCUCCAUUCCAACUUCAGGCACGCUGACAGGACGGAGGACUGGGGUGACAGCUACACGUUUCUGGAAAAAGAUUUAGCUGCUCUGAGUUUUUUGAGGGUUUCUUCGUACCACUUUUCCAUUUCGUGGCCAAGGCUCUUUCCUAACGGGAUGGUGACAGCCGUCAAUGAGAAAGGACUCCGCUACUACAACCGUCUCCUAGAUGCUCUCGUCCACAGAGGCAUCGAGCCCAUCAUCACUCUCUACCACUGGGACUUGCCGUGGGAAUUGCACGAAAGAUACGGAGGCUGGGAAAACGACUCCCUGGUGGAUCUUUUCAACGAUUACGCCACUUUUUGCUUCCAAGCCUUCGGAGAUCGUGUGAAGUACUGGAUUACAAUGCACAACCCUUAUCUCAUUGCUUGGUAUGGAUACGGAAUAGGUCUUCAUGCACCUGGAGAGAGGCGUGAAGGUGCCGCCUACGUGGUAGGACAUAACCUAAUCAAGGCUCAUGCAAAAGUCUGGCAUAAUUAUGAUCAAUAUUUUCGACCCCAACAGAGAGGAUUUUUGUCAAUCACGUUAGGAUCUCACUGGAUUGAACCAAGUAGAAUCAACAAUGAAUCGGAUAUUGAAAAAUGUCAGCUUUCCAUGCAGAAAGUCCUAGGAUGGUUUGCAAAGCCAAUACACGGAGAUGGCGAUUACCCGGAAGAACUGAAGACGGAACUUGGCUCUCUCCUCCCAAACGCCACCCCGAUGGAAAAAACACAUUUUCAAGGGACAGCCGAUUUCUUCGCAUUUUCUUUCGGGCCAGAUAACUUUAAACCUCCAAGCAAGCUGCCCAAAAUGGGACAAAAUUUCUCCCUCGAUUUGAGGGCCAUUCUGAACUGGAUAAAAGUGGAAUAUGAUAAUCCCAGAAUCUUAAUCGCUGAAAACGGGUGGUUCACCGACAAAGAUGUGAAAACAGAAGAUACUACGGCUAUUUACGUAAUGAAGACCUUUAUUAAUAUGGUUUUGCAAGCUAUUAAAUAUGAUCGGGUCGAUGUCUUUGGUUAUACGUUUUGGUCUCUCUUGGACGGAUUCGAAUGGCAGCAGGCCUUCGACACCCGGCGAGGUUUGUUUUACGUAGAUUUCGAUAGUGACGUGAAGGAGCGGGUCCCGAAAUCAUCCGCAUUUUAUUAUAAGCAAAUCAUUCAGGAGAAUGGCUUUCCUGCCGAAGAAUCAACGCAGACUUUACAAGGCCAGUUCCCUUGGGAUUUCUCCUGGGGAGUCACAGAAUCAGUUGUCAAGGCAGAAUCCGUCGCUUCUUCUCCUCAGUUCUCUGACCGUAACCUGUAUCUCUGGAAUGUCACUGGAGACGGAAAAUUCUACCAGGUGAAGGGAGUGAAAUUGAAAAACCGGCCAGUUCAGUGUACAGACUUCAUCAGCAUUAAAACGCACCUUCAACUGCUAUCAAAAAUGAAAGUCACUCAUUAUAGAUUCGCCUUCAAUUGGUCACUGCUCCUCCCCAGUGGCGACACGUCGUCCCUUAACCGGCACGUCCUGCGGUAUUACCAAUGUCUGAUUAGCGAAAUACUCAAACUCAACGUGAAGCCCGUGGUCACCUUGCACUAUCCGACCCAUCAGUCCUUAAGCCUGCCAGGUCCUUUGCUUCAACACGGCGGGUGGUUGAAUCAAUCCACCGUCGGGGCGUUUAUAACGUACGCUGAAGUGUGCUUCCGGGAAUUCGGAGACCUUGUUAAAUUCUGGAUCACCAUCAACGAGCCGAACCGGUUCGGUGACAUUUACAACAGCAGCAGCAACGACACUUACCAAGCAGCUCACAAUCUGUUGAUCGCUCAUGCCACCGCUUGGCAGGUCUACGAGAAACAAUAUCGGUCCUUCCAGCAGGGUCAGGUGUCUCUGUCCCUGCACUGUGAUUGGGCAGAACCUGCUAACCCGUAUCUCGCUAGCCAUUUGGAAGCGGCCAAUCGGUUCCUCCAGUUUGAAAUGGCCUGGUUUUUAGAUCCUCUGCUGAAUACGGGGGACUAUCCAGCGGCCAUGAGAAAAUAUCUCGGUUACAAAAACCGCCAAGGCCUUUCCGGUUCAUUUUUGCCUUUUUUCACAGAGGAGGAAAAGCAGCUGGUCAGAGGCGCUGCUGAUUUCAUCGCAGUGAAUCAUUUCACCACUCGAUUUGUGGCCCACGAGUCGAAGAACGGGAGCCGGUAUGAAUUGGAUCAGGACAUUAAACUCGUGCAAGAUUUAACCUACCCAACUUCCCCCGUUCGCUCCGCGGUGGUGCCUUGGGGGUUACGCAAAGCCCUGAACUGGAUCCAUCGGCAUUAUGGCAAUAUGGAUAUUUAUCUCACCGCUAGCGGGAUUGAAGAUCAGUCUAGCGACAACGACGAGCUCCGUAAAUACUACAUCGAAAAGUACGUGCAGGAAGCUUUUAAAGCGUACCACAUCGACAAAGUCAACCUCAAAGGCUACUUUGGAUUCAAGCUAACGGAUGAAGUAGCCAAGCCCAAAAUCGGCUUCUUUACCUCCGAAUUCCAAGCCAAAGCCUCCGUCCAGUUCUACAAUCAGCUGAUCUGCAACAACGGUUUCCCCAUCGAUCCCACCAGUAAAUGUGGACAGCGAAAGGAAACGGCCUCCUGCACGUUCUGCCGACUUGUCGUUCAGGAAAAGCCUCUAAUAUUCCUUGGAUGCUGCCUUUUGGUUACCUUAAUAAUGCUCCUAAGCAUUGCUGGUUUCCAGAAGCAGAAGAAAAGGAGACCAGAUUGGUCAAAAUACUUCCAGCACUUCAGCGUUUCUGUGGAAACUAAACCUAAGAAAGUUCUGAACCAGAUAUAGAAAUCAUUUUCUUUGUCCGUUUAUCAACGGAGGAUCAGAAAAAUUAGCAAAAAUACUCUUGUUCAGCAAGAUACUUACGAUCAGAAUGCCAAAUUCGGGAUUCUGACACACUUUGGGUUGUUACAAGGGCUCACUCUACAUUCUUGUUCCCAACCGUAAACAUUUCUGGCUGCUUACUACAGAGAAAAUGAUGCCCGGUCAACUAGCCUAAUUCAGUUUCUUCAGUUUCCUCUACAGAUAACACAACUUGGUCCAAAGGAAACUAUU